AUGAACACUAGUUCUAGAUCUGUUAAUGGCUUGGGUUCUUCUGUGAAUCCCCUUGGUGGUGAGGAAUUGUGUGUGAUGCCUCCUUCUAUCCCUGCGAUUGCUCAAACAUCAUUGCAGAGUGUUCUUGGAUUUGAGAUGAAUGCGAUGGCUUCUGCGAAGGCUUUGCCUGCUAUAUCGAAUGUUUUAAAGGCUGUGAAAAAAGUUGUUUUUAAUAAUGACGAACCUGGUAAGAGGCAUGAUAAGGGGAUUUAUGAGGUGGAGAACAGGGAUACCGGGAGGGAUGAGAUGAUUGAGGUUCGUAGAAACAAAGGUAAAAUGCCUUUUAGACAGAGGACUGUUGUUCAAGAGGAACAGGAAGCACAAAAGAGGAAUGGAACUGAAAGUGUAGGUGUUUUGCUAGAUGAGGUGGCUGGUAUUGAUGAGGUAGUGCCUAUUCUGAUGGAUGGUAUCAGAAAUAAUGUUACUGAAGUGGUGUUUAAUGCGAAUCUUAUCAGUGUAGAUCCUUUAGCUGAGCCUUUAGUUGAGUAA
Ilex paraguariensis (yerba mate) is the source of this 528-nucleotide messenger RNA. Lineage: Eukaryota; Viridiplantae; Streptophyta; Magnoliopsida; Aquifoliales; Aquifoliaceae. The record is from the annotation of a GenBank genome assembly.